GCUCGUGUGUGUCGCAUGUGAUGUGAGCGCUAUCGAGCAACAAACGCCUCUUUUAAACGUUUUUUUUUAAACUAUUUGUUACAGUUGAAUUUAAAAUUAGUAAAAGUAUUGGAAAAUAAUUAUUGUAAAUUUACAUAAUACUUUUUGUGUUAGAACCGGCUAAUGAAACCGGAUUUGACGUUUGAAAAUACUGUGAGAUACUGAUGCGCCCGAAUUGCAGUAACAUAAAUAACAUUUAGUUUAAUCAGUACAUUUGUUUAUUGUUUUUUUAAGAGUGCCAAUGACGUAAGCCGAAAAUGAAGGAACUAAAGUUACCUACAAGAAACGUCCUAACCGGUGCCAUAGUGAACUGGGAAGACGACGAAAUGGCUGGCAUCAAUGACAACCCGGAGAACCUUACUCUGUCAUGGAAAGAUUUGUCAGUGUACAGAAAGAAGAAAAUACAAACUAGCAUAUGGCGGUCAGCGGUUUACGAAGAGGUCAAGGUCCUACAUGGAGUGAGCGGUGUUGUUUCGUCCGGCAAUCUGGUGGCAUUAAUGGGUUCAAGUGGAGCGGGCAAGACAACGUUACUGGCGGCGAUCAGUCGGAGAGAUAAAAGUGCUAUCACCGGCUAUCUCAUGCUGAACGGCCGUUUAGCUGGCGCUGACCUCAUAUCCCGUAUAUCAGGGUUUGUGCCCCAAGAAGACUUGUCCAUUGGCGACCUCAGUGUCAGCGAACACAUGGAGUUUAUGGCACGCAUGAUGAUGGACAAGCGGUCGACUGCAGCGGUCAGAGCGCGAAGAGUUCAACAGCUGCUGGGCGAGCUCGGCGUCAUGAACUGCACGCGCACAAAACUGAAAGCACUAUCAGGAGGCGAGAGAAAGAGAGUCGCUUUAGCAGUUCAGUUACUAAACGAUCCACCAAUUCUGUUCUGCGACGAACCAACAACAGGCCUAGACAGUUCUGCAGCCAGUGCUGUCGUCAGUAGACUAAGAAGGCUGGCUAUCGGGGGGAAACUUGUUAUAUGCUCCGUACACCAGCCCGCGUCUGGUGUAUUCGAGUUAUUUCAUCAAGUUGUACUUCUGGCUAACGGAAGAGUAGCAUUCCAUGGAAGUAUCGAACAAGCAGAUCAAUUCUUCGCUUCUUUGAACUUCAAAUGCCCGGUUGGGUUCAAUGCUGCGGAGUACUACGUGACUUUACUUGGUGUGGACGUGGAAAAGGAGAUGGAAAGCCGCGAAAGGAUACGUCGCAUUUGCAAUGAGUACCAACGGUCGGACUUCGCAACCGCCAUUGAAAAUAAGAUCGGAGAUGUUAAAGAUGAAAUUGAAUAUUUCAACGGUACUUUAGAUCCGAAGAACGUCUACUUCGAGCGAUAUUUAACACUGGUUAAAGUUAAUUAUUUCGUCCAGUUCUAUUGGCUGUUGUGGAGGAAUUUCCUCGCUUUAAAACACAAUAAUUCCGUGUGGCUAGCUGAAUUCUUUCUUCUAAUGUUCGUAGGUCUUAUAAUAUCGGUGCCUUACGCUGGUCUAUUCCAAGACUUGGACCAGAGGGAUAUACAGAACGCGGAAGGUCUUUUGUACCUCACCAUCACGGAGACCAUCUUUCUCUCAAUCUAUGCUGUCUUCAUCACAUUUCCUAGUGAAGUACCGGUACUACUGAGAGAGACAGCGAGUGGACUCUAUUCCCCGUUACCGUACUAUCUGUCGAAAGCUAUAUUUUGGAUCCCGCGAGCUGUGAUCGCGCCGGUGCUUUUUGCUUCAUUAGUUUUCACCGUGGCUGGUCUCCAAGGCGGCUUUAUGAACUGGCUCGGCUUCUGCUUCGUCUGCGUUUUGUGCGCAAACUACGCAAAUGCUUAUGGUUCAUUCCUCUCCUCCGUGUUCGACAAAAUGGAGACUGCAGCUUUAGUGUCCGUUCCCUUCGAACUGGUAGGGACAAUGUUUUCCGGGAUCUACCUCAACCUGGCCAGCGCGUCUCCCUAUGUUUCCUGGCUGCGUUACAUCUCAGGUUUCUACUACGGAGUUGAAAGCAUUUCUAUUCUUCAAUGGGAUUCUAUUCAAACGAUAGAGUGUAAGUCUCCAGGAUCACCAUGUAUAAAGACUGGAUCCGAAGUUCUGAGGAAAUUUGGCUUCGCUGAAGAGAAUUUCUGGAGGAACUGUGUCUGUUUGGUAAUCAUGUACUGCGUAGCUCAUGUUACGGCUUUUAUUAUGGUAGUGAAGAGAAGCAGAGGAACGCCUGUUUAUUAAACGACCUGUAUUGUUGUAAGGAAUGGAAAUGUAGAUCUGAGAUAUUGUAAAGCGUGACAUUUUUAUUGUGUUCUAAGAGAUGUCGUCCGUUUUACAAACAGGGUAUUUUUUACAUAAUUGCAAAAUGACUUGUUCACUGUAAUUUAAGACCAACGAUAAUGUAAGAGUAAAUUUUGUACAAUGUUUUUACUUGACUUUAAUUU
Papilio machaon (common yellow swallowtail) is the source of this 2425-nucleotide messenger RNA. RefSeq names its product protein scarlet. The record is from RefSeq and is a predicted model, not a curated record. Gene Ontology annotation, molecular function: ATP hydrolysis activity; ABC-type transporter activity; ATP binding. The coding region runs from base 297 to 2222 and encodes 641 amino acids. Lineage: Eukaryota; Metazoa; Arthropoda; Insecta; Lepidoptera; Papilionidae. The transcript is spliced from 12 exons. Gene Ontology annotation, cellular component: plasma membrane.